This is a messenger RNA of Triticum turgidum subsp. durum (durum wheat), 213 nucleotides long. The record is from the annotation of a GenBank genome assembly. NCBI's taxonomy places the organism in Eukaryota, Viridiplantae, Streptophyta, Magnoliopsida, Poales, Poaceae.
AUGGCGCGCGCCGCCGGCGUGCUGACGGCCACGCUCUUCUCGCAGCUCUGCUCGGUGGGCGUCAUCUACAGGAAGGUCUAUGCCGGCCGCUUCGACCCGUCGGUCAUGGAAGGGGGCGCGCUGCGGGGCCUGCUGAGUGGUGGAAGUGUCAUCAUUUGUGGCAGCACCGGAGUCAUACCGGUUGUUGCUGGAUGUAGUGGUGGGCCCGUUUGA